Messenger RNA from Esox lucius (northern pike), 3906 nucleotides. It is a transcript of the gene gba2, whose product is annotated as glucosidase, beta (bile acid) 2. The transcript is spliced from 18 exons. Gene Ontology annotation, cellular component: membrane. Gene Ontology annotation, biological process: central nervous system development; glucosylceramide catabolic process; carbohydrate metabolic process. Gene Ontology annotation, molecular function: glucosylceramidase activity; beta-glucosidase activity. The coding region runs from base 609 to 3191 and encodes 860 amino acids. NCBI's taxonomy places the organism in Eukaryota, Metazoa, Chordata, Actinopteri, Esociformes, Esocidae. The record is from RefSeq and is a predicted model, not a curated record.
UUGCUCCAGUCUCAUACGCUGAACUUCACUGGCGAAAAGUGGCAGUGUACAGUACUCAAUUUGCAUAUUGGGCGCCCUCCUACUAGCUUUAUAUCGGUUUGUCUUUCAAGUCGGAUACCCGGUUAGAAUAACAUUUGGACUUAUACCGUGUAUAUUUUGGAUAGCAUCAAUCAGACUUGGCAACUAAUUUAACUGAAUGAUACAACUUAGCUAACGUUACGCGACUCAGAAUCAGGCUUCAGCUACAUCAAUCAACACCGGGGGUCUGCGGAUUUGCAGCAGCUUUUUGUCUGGCAACAAACCCACGACUGUACGGAUGCUAGCUAUCUUCACAGUAAUAUAAUCUGCAUAAUGCAUAUAUUUGUUUAGUUUACUUCGAACCGUAUUCACCGCGGCCACUGGGUAAACCACCUGCGCACACAAACCUCAUCGGUAAUGAGCCACGGUCUGAAUCAACCACACUGGACCAUCAAGUGCUUUGGAUACGUUGGUCAACUGUGAGAACAAGUUGACGUUUACCUAUAACCAACUGUGUAACAAAACGUGAUCCAGCCCGACGGACCUGGCAGGAAAACUCUGUUUCAUUCAUACCCAACUACCUGCUGAACAUGGCAACCAUGGAAUCGAGUGACAGCAACUCAACAGCUGAACUCAUGAGUCGAUAUGUGUCUUCAGAACCGGGUUACGGGGUACCAAAGGAUGGUUGGCGAAUCUGCUUAGCGCAUGAAUUUAAGGAGAAGAGGAAGCCGUUCCAAGCCAAAGAUGUGUCCUUCUCCAAUUUCGUUGAACACAUCGGCCUUGGAAUCAGGUACCUCAAGUGGUGGUAUAACAAGACCCAAGUGGAGAAGAAGGCUCCGUUCAUUGAUAUGUUCCGCGCCCAACCCCUGAGACAGAUCUAUGGGGCUCCUCUCGGGGGUAUUGGAGGGGGUACCAUCACACGAGGCUGGCGGGGGGAGUUCUGCAGGUGGCAACUCAACCCUGGGAUGUACCACUACAAAACAGUAAUUGCUAACCAGUUCACGGUGUGCCUCCGUCGAGGUGGCCAGACAGUGUACCAGCAGGUGUUGUCGUUGGAGCGACCACCCACACUGCAGGGCUGGAACUGGGGCUACUGCGGCGAGUACGCCUUCUACCACGCCCUGUACCCCCGGGCCUGGACCGUCUACCACCUCCCAGGGCAGAACGUCACCCUCACCUGUAGACAGGUGUCCCCUGUCAUCCCCCACGAUUACCAGGACUCCAGUCUCCCAGUGGCGGUGUUCGUGUGGGACAUAGAGAACAAGAACGACUACCCGCUGGACGUGUCCAUCAUGUUCACCUUGGUCAAUGGGUCAGGCCACAAGGACGACAAGAGCGGGGGACACUGGAACGAACCAUUCCACCUGGAGAAGGAUGGGGAGUCAGUGUCAGGGGUGUUGCUUCAUCACUGCACCAGUGUGAACCCUUACACCCUGUGCAUGGCAGCGCGAGAACAGUCUGACAGGGAAAUCAGCCACCAGACUGCCUUCAGUCCAAAGGGAACCUGUGGGGCCUUGUGGAGUGACCUCAUCACUGAUGGUCGGCUGGACUCCCCUACUGGCUCCAGUCCUCCAACCCAAAAAGGGGAGAAGGUGGCAGCAGCCCUGGCAGCGGGAUGUUCAGUGCCCGCUGAGGGCCACAGUGCCCUGGAGUUCAGUAUGGCAUGGGACAUGCCCACCGUGACCUUUGGCUCCAGGGAGAGAAAACACGUCAGGAGGUACACUCGUUUCUUUGGUGCAAAGGCGGACGCUGCUCCUACUCUAAGCCACUACGCGCUGACACACUACAGACAGUGGGAGAGGCGUAUCGAAGAAUGGCAGGCACCCAUCCUGCAGGACAGCUCCCUCCCAUCCUGGUAUAAGUCAGCUCUAUUCAAUGAGCUAUAUUUUGUAGCGGAUGGGGGGACCGUGUGGACUGAGCUGCCAGAGGACAGUGACAUCAGCAGGGGGCUUAGGAGCGAGGAUGGUGGGCUACCAGCUCAGCCUGCUGUCAUCAAGGAAUAUGGACGUUUUGCCUACUUAGAAGGCCAGGAGUAUAGGAUGUAUAACACAUACGACGUGCACUUCUAUGCUUCCUUUGCACUUAUUAUGCUAUGGCCCAAACUUGCCCUAAGCCUGCAAUAUGACAUUGCUGGCAGUGUGGUGUCAUGUGACCCAACAGAAAGGCUUCAUCUGAUGAGUGGCAGAUACUCUCCUGUGAAGACGAAGAAUGUAGUUCCUCAUGACAUCGGAGACCCAGAUGACGAGCCAUGGGAUCACGUCAACGCCUAUCUGAUACACGACACCGCGGACUGGAAGGACCUAAACCUGAAGUUUGUCCUGCAGGUCUACAGAGACUAUCACCUGACCCAGGACACGCAGUACCUUCAGGACAUGUGGCCCAUCUGCCAGGCUGUGAUGGAGUCUGAGAUGAAGUUUGAUACAGACGGAGAUGGUCUAAUUGAAAAUUCUGGCUAUGCUGACCAGACAUACGACGGAUGGACUGUAACAGGACCCAGUGCGUACUGUGGAGGUCUGUGGCUGGCCUCUGUGUGUGUUAUGUGUAAAAUUGCCAGGCUGGUGGACAAUCAGGCUGCCUUCCAGCGCUACAGAGACAUACUGGAUAGGGGAAGUGCUGCUUUUGACAAACUGCUAUGGAACGGCAAGUACUAUAACUAUGACAGCAGCGGAAGGGAACUGUCAAACAGUGUGAUGUCAGACCAAUGUGCUGGUCAGUGGUUCCUACGGGCAUCUGGACUGGGAAAUGGCGAGUUUCAGGCCUUUCCUAAGGAGAAGAUCUGCAGGGCACUAAAGUCUGUCUUUGACCUGAACGUGAUGAGUUUCGCUGGGGGUCAGAUGGGUGCUGUCAAUGGUAUGAGGCCAGAGGGAGUGCCUGACCGCUCCAGUGUCCAGUCAGAUGAGGUGUGGAUUGGGGUGGUGUACGGACUGGCCGCUACAAUGAUCCACGAGGGUAUGUUUGAGGAAGGUCUUCGUACAGCGGAGGGUUGCUACCGGACAGUGUGGGAGCGUUUGGGCAUGUCCUUCCAGACACCCGAGGCUUACUGUGAGAAGGGCAUCUACCGUUCCUUGGCUUACAUGAGGCCUCUCAGCAUCUGGGCCAUGCAGCUGGCCCUGGACUCCUCACCACUACGGGAGCAGGUUCCCCACACCCCCAACAAACCAUCUACUGGCUAGAGGGAGAAGGAACAUCAGGACCAGAAUCGGGACCAUGUUCAGUGGACAAAUCCAAUCAAAAAUUGCAGAUAGAGCUGUUAUAAAUAGACCCGAUAAGUAUUGCUUUUACAGCAUGUCAGAGAGCGGUGUGUUUAUUCUGCGUACCAUUUGCACUCGUCAGCAGUGUGCGCUUCUGAACACGCCCCUGGAACCAGACUACUGUAUUGUGAGGAGAGACAGAAAAAUGUGCUUGUUCCAGAAAACAAAGGAAUUCUCAGAGAACCAUAUUUCUCAAUGUUCUAAAGAGUCACUAAGUUCCAGAAUCAAAUGAGACCCUUGGAAGUCUGUGAUUUCAUUCUACUUGGAGUUUACAACGCAACAACAUCACGUUCCAAUGGUGGUCUCACACACAUACACAAGCUAGCACACUACCAAUAUUUAAACAGGCCCUAUAGACAUGUUUCCACACACAAUAAAUAGUCAAGCAUUGAUGUGCAGAACAACACAACUUCAUCUCAAGUGUGAGAAUGACAACCUGUCUGUCAUUGUAGAAUCUAUAAUCAAAUUGCAUAGUCUUUCAAUGAGAAGGUGUUUAUUUUAGACCUUCUGGCAGAGUCCAGAUGUCUAAAAAGAAUUGAAUAAAAGAAUUGUGUUUUGAAGAUCUUAUGUAAACCUUCUGUAUAAAGUGAUAUAAUAUGAAAUGUUGGGGGGGAAAUAAAUAGUUUGAUAAACGGUA